Molecule: messenger RNA, 1404 nt
Organism: Emericellopsis atlantica
Lineage: Eukaryota; Fungi; Ascomycota; Sordariomycetes; Hypocreales; Bionectriaceae
Exons: 6
Coding region: 1-1404 (467 amino acids)
Biological process (GO): nucleoside metabolic process
Molecular function (GO): catalytic activity
Source: RefSeq, a predicted model, not a curated record
AUGGCGGCCCCCGAAAGCAAACCCGCGAUGGACGUGGGCAUCUACAACGUUGCAUGGCUUGCACCCCGCCAGAUCGAGGCACUAGCUGCUUACUACAUGCUAGACGAGCUUCACAGGCAUCGGCAGCCACUAUGCGACGAGUUCUCAUACAUUGGCGGGAGUAUGGCGGGGCACAACGUCGUCGUAGUGAGCUUGCGCGGCGAUACGCCGCCCAGGUCCGGCUCUGCGGCCGCCAUGGCCUAUCGAGUCAAGAGGACGUUUCCAAACUUGCAGUCCGGGUUCCUCGUUGGACUGGCAGCUGGUAUUCCACGACGUCCGCCACGGCCCAACGACAAUACGGCUGCUCCUAUCCGGUCGGUAUUUAGUUCCUUUCGCCUCAUGAGGGAAGAAGCAUUGGCACAAAUGUUGCAUAACUUCCGGCGUAUCGAGGACUGCUGGCAUGACGACGGCACGUUCGCCCAUCCCAGUCAUACGGAAGAUCAACGGUACGGGUGGGCUGGAGACCAGACGGCGCCUGCGCAAUUAUCUUCAAACCCUCCAGAACAACAGUCCCGAGUGUUCUAUGGAACCAUUGGCUCGGGGAGCGAGUAUAUUCGCGACUCUGUUACCAGGAACAUGAUGAGGGACGAACAUGGUGUCAUCGCAUUCGAGAUGGAGGCAGCUGGCGUUCUCGCCCAACUGAAUGUUGCGGUCAUCAGUGGAUUCUGUGACUUCGAGGGGAUUCGCAGGAGCAAAGUCUUUCAGCCGUACGCGGCGGCCAUGGCUGCGUCAUAUGCCAGGCUUGUCUUGUCUCAACUGGAUGCCAACGUGCACCAGGAAGCAGCGCUACAGGGCCUGCCAGGCACUGGGAAAAGGCAGUUGGCUUUGGAAGGAAAUGACCGAACUGCCAUGCUGAGGAAUGUCUGCCAGGCUAUUGAGAAACAACGUCGCUGGCUUGUGGUUGUUGAUAAUGCCGACGAUUUUCACAUGUCUGGCCUAGAAGGACGCCGCGAGCCCAUGAUGGCGAACCUGUACGGUUUUUUGCCAAGAAGUUCAACGAGCACAACUAUUUGGCUGACGCACGACUUGGCUGUCUCAAGGUUGUUGGUUGGUCCUGGCCGGACCCUGAAGAUAACGAACAUGACUACAGAAGAUGCCGCGAAGAUGGUGGAGAAGCUCUCAAUCACUCGCACGUGGGGGACUGGGACAACCCUGUCGGAGCAGACACAAAGAAUGUCAAGUAUGACGGCUGCUGCGUUUUGGCAAGUUCAGGGGGCCCCAGAAGGCGACAUUUACCGUCCUUUGCACGAGGAUACCUCCAAUAGUCACUUGCAAUCCCUCAACGAAGCCAUCUCCAGACUCGGGCGCCAUGAUGAUUUCGCUGUCGAAAUACUCUUCAUGUUCUCGCACGGUCCCUCACUGUGA